This is a messenger RNA of Pezoporus flaviventris, 746 nucleotides long. RefSeq names its product riboflavin kinase-like. The record is from RefSeq and is a predicted model, not a curated record. Gene Ontology annotation, cellular component: mitochondrion. Gene Ontology annotation, biological process: FMN biosynthetic process; riboflavin biosynthetic process. Lineage: Eukaryota; Metazoa; Chordata; Aves; Psittaciformes; Psittacidae. Gene Ontology annotation, molecular function: riboflavin kinase activity. Bases 222 to 689 code for a protein of 155 amino acids. The transcript has 4 exons.
CAAGUCCAUCCUUGAGGGGAGGUAGGUGCCUGUCAGGGAGUUGUAGCAAUUGAAAACUGGAAUGUUCCAUAUAGCGCCUCCCCUCUUCUUAGUAGGGCCUGGAGUGAGGUGGUGGUAAGCGCCGGGCGGGGGCCGAACCGGCUCUGCGGCGCAUAGCUCGGAGUGCCGCGGGCGGCUCCCGCUGGCGUCGCGUGCCCGACCAACGGCCGCGGCCGGCCGUCAUGAGGCACCUGCCGUACUUCUGCCGAGGGGAGGUGGUGAAGGGCUUCGGCAGGGGCUCCAAGGAGCUGGGCAUCCCCACCGCUAACUUUUCUGAGCAAGUAGUUGAAAGCUUUCCAUCUGAUAUCUCUACUGGUAUAUACUAUGGAUGGGCCUGUGUUGGAAAUGGAGAUGUGCAUAAAAUGGUAUUGAGCAUAGGAUGGAAUCCUUUCUAUAAGAAUUUUAAGAAAUCAGUGGAAACACACAUUAUCCACACCUUCAAAGAAGACUUUUAUGGAGAAAUUCUUAGUAUAGUCAUAAUAGGAUAUAUUCGACCGGAAAAAAACUUUGAUUCCUUAGAGGCACUCAUUUCAGCAAUUCAAGAAGACAUUGAAGAAGCAAAAAGACAGCUAGAUUUACCAGAGCAUCUUAAACUCAAAGAAGAUAACUUCUUUCAUCUGCCAGAAGGCAAAAUAGUGAACAACCACUAAGCAAACUCAUACUGCUUUUUUAUUAUUAUUCUUAUUAUUUUUCCCUUUGUGGGAUUU